UCCCGCGCUGCCGCUAGUAGUGAGAGCAUUCCCCUCCUGACCGCUGGGUGCAGCCAUGGCCUCCUCCUCCGCGCGGCCCGCCGUCCUGGCUGUGACUGCUCUAGCGCUGUUCCUGGUGCUGUGCCUGGGUCCAAGUGCCAUAAAUGGAAAUAAACUCAAGCUGGUACUUCAGAAACGGGAAGCACCUGCUCCAAAGAAAACUGAUGUAGCUGUUAAUGAGAACAGAGCCAAAGACUUCUUAGGCAGCCUGAAGCGUCCAAGACGUCAGCUGUGGGACCGGACACGACCAGAGGUCCAGCAGUGGUACCAGCAGUUCCUCUAUAUGGGCUUCGACGAGGCGAAAUUUGAAGAUGACGUCACCUAUUGGCUAAACAGAGAUCGGAACAGACACGACUACUAUGACUACCACCACCGUCACUAUGAUGAAGAUGCUGCCAUUGGUCCCCGGAGCCCAGACAGCUUUAGGCAUGGAGCCAGCGUCAAUUAUGACGACUACUAAUGAUUGUCUCCCGUAUACAAGAAACCUGCAGCAGACUUCUUUCCUCUUCAUGAUGCCUGGCACAAGUUUGUUUCUGUCAUGCUUUGUUUCAGCAUGCUUUGUUUUUUUGACCACUUUCCAUGACCAGAAAGGAAGAGUCAAAACAAUGAUUAUAAAUGCUUUUUGAUAUUUUAUGCAAGUGCCUAACAGUGCAUUUCUUUAAAAAUGGCAAUAAAAGCAUUUUGUUAAAAAGAAAA
Molecule: messenger RNA, 735 nt
Organism: Pteronotus mesoamericanus
Lineage: Eukaryota; Metazoa; Chordata; Mammalia; Chiroptera; Mormoopidae
Gene: ECRG4
Product: ECRG4 augurin precursor
Exons: 4
Coding region: 56-499 (147 amino acids)
Biological process (GO): central nervous system development; regulation of cell population proliferation; anaphase-promoting complex-dependent catabolic process
Source: RefSeq, a predicted model, not a curated record